This is a messenger RNA of Sturnus vulgaris (Common starling), 4932 nucleotides long. RefSeq names its product transmembrane protein 174 (gene TMEM174). NCBI's taxonomy places the organism in Eukaryota, Metazoa, Chordata, Aves, Passeriformes, Sturnidae. The record is from RefSeq and is a predicted model, not a curated record.
UUCAAACAGGUUGGAAAAAUGAGGGGGUACAGAGCACCUGAUUUCAGCAGCAAGCACUGCUGAAAGUCUGCACUGGUAAUAGAAAAUUAGGUGAAGGAACAGAAAGCAAAGCAGUGCUUGUGUUUAAGGGCAAGAUCUGAAGCAGAUGAGAACAAAACUAUUGACAUCUGAAAACAGCACUCAUUCUGAAAAACCUCACUCUGACCAAUUUUCCUUGGUUUCACAAAAUUCUUUGCUUAGGAAUCAUACCAGGUAAAAGGGAUGUACUUCAUAAAUCAACACUUUUAAGUGAAUCCCCAGAAUAUACGCUUAUUGGCAAAGAAAAGCUCUGGUCCUAAAAUAAAUCAUUGUGAUCCAGUAAUCUCUUAAGACUUUGAGAGCUGCCUGACUGCAGCAUCACCAUUCUCUGGGCAAAUAAUUGGAGAAAUACAGGGAGACAUAGGGGAAACUAUCUUACAGAGAGGGGACAGUUUACAGGGAGUGGAGUAAUUUUAAUUUAUAUCCUAGCACACCAAAUGUAGAGUGUUUUCCAUCCUAUUUUAAAAGUUCAAGUGACAUGUAGCAUUGGAAAGAAAAAUGAAGCUUGUGUUCUCCAGCUCUCUUGUCCACUUGCUCAACAAUCCUGAAGUCAUGUCCUAGACCAGAGGCAAAGAGACAGCUGUGGGAUGACACAACACCAAACUUGGAAAAUUCUAAUUCCAGACAGGAUCUGAGGAUCAUUCUGUGGGAUUGAAGAAGUGCUCCAGCACGAUCCCAUUGCAAAUAGCAGUUGCAGAGUUCUUGAAUGAAUGAAAGGAGCAAGAUGACACUACAUCUGUAUAAACUAUUAGCUAGACAGCUAUUAUAAUAUAGUGCUGCUUUUAAAAGAAUGUUGGAAAGCCUGAAAGCUUCAGCAGUGGCAAGGAUGAUUUAUGGUAUGGAAAAACCUGACAUGUACAGAGCAGUAACUGUUCAUUCCAUUAAGUUUAACAAAUGUAAGGUUAAAGGUGACUUAGGCUUUGGCUAUAAUUAGCAAUGCAAGGACACUUUAUCUAGUAUUUCAGCACUUUCUAGUUUAUUGUCGUCAUACAAAACCACUGCAUUGCAAGACUGAUCUCUUUGCUCAAGAAGUGCAAAAAAUCCUGACCAGGCUUAGUGUUGUGGGAAAGGCUGAGCUUGAGUGUAUUUAUCAGAAAAUUUGCUGAUGGCCUGGGUAACAGGGGUGACUUAAUAAUGCUGAGUUUGGAAGCUUCACAGCUGUUUUUUUAAGGAAUCCAGCACUAAUAUUCCUCAAGGUCUAGGCAGUAAAAAAUGAGAAAGACAUCUGCAAUUGCAUUCAGCAUCAGUUCUGAAGGUGCCAAAUUUGGUGAAUAACCUUUUCCAGGAGAGAGCUGUUGUCACAUAGUGUGAUGAUAAUGCACAGUAGAAUAAAGGCACUUUUAGUGACUUUGAAGAAGCUGUCUGAAAGGUAAAUUUUCCAGUUCUAGAGCUAUUUUUAAUCCUAAAAAUCUCAGGAUAAGCUUGCUUCCCCAUAGCUGCUGAUAGCAGGAAAUAGCAUUAUGUGUUCUACUGCCUGAGCAGUAAUCACUGUCCUCUGUGUAGUACUCUCCCAUGCUAGUACAAACAGAGUAGUUGGACAUUUUUCCUCCUUAAGGAAUUAUACAAAGACAUUCUACUAGAAACCUCCAACAGCAAUUACUUUAGUCUGAAACUGUUAGGAAACAGAAAUUUUCAAAAUUCGAUAAUUUUUCCUGUUUAAUUUAUGAGACAUGAGUUCAGCAGAACAAUUCAUUGUGAAAUGAAGAAGUAUCCUAGGUACCUGUGAGUACAGGAUCACUCUGUCAAGUUUAGCAUUACAAGAGAUGCUUUCUUAUUCCUGCAGUGAUGUGCUAUUCAGGGUAUUUGGGCAUUAUUCUCUAUAAACCUUAAAACCCACACCAAAAAAUGUCCAGAAUUAAGGGGAAAUUAUAGGAUAAUUAUGCUACCUUCAACCAGCUGGAAAGCUUUGGCUGUCUUGAAAUAAUGUUUAUCCCAGAUCCAACAGCUCUCCCAGGCUUUUCAGUGCUCACCAUCCUGUUGCCACUUAUCCUCCUGCUCACCUAGUGGUUGCCCCAGAAAAAUAUCAGAAAGCCUACUUUGAUACCUUUUUAAAUCAUGAACUGCAAAAUGAGGUGCAGCAGAGAUCCAAGCAUGACUAUAAAUGUCACGCUUCAGAGCAUGGAAAAGCAUUUCUAGCAAUGGCUGUGUGGAAUUUUCCUGCAGAAAAUGGAGCAGGAACUGGAGAGCAAGGAUCUCUCUCACUGCUGUUGACUAAACAUAUGCUGUCCAUAUGUUGGAUGCAUCAGCUAGCUGGGGCUAAGGAAAAGCUGCAAUUGCUCCAGCUAGCUUUUUGUGCUAUCCGGAAUGAGCACAGUGUCAUUGGUGCUAAAUUAAAGAAGAAACACAGAGAGGCAGUCAUGCAGGGGUGAAUCCAUUCCGGAAGUGAUAGUGAUAAUUCAAGAAAUCUUUAGUGAUGGAUUCAGGCUUCACUUCCCAGACCUUUGUUCUUCCAAGCAAAGUUUGUUCUUUCACAUGAUGGACUCUGUUAACCAUACACACACAAAGUUCUUGUAUAACUAACCUGAACCUUCGACUUUAAAUAUUCUGCCAAGCCCUUUACAAGCCCCUUUCUCUUGAGGGAGAAGAUACGUUAUACUCAGUAAUGGAGCAAAACAACAACAAUGUAGAAGAUUUCUCCUUGAAUGUCUUUUCUGUCACUCCUUGUCAGCCAAACAGAUCUGAUGCCCUGGUGUCAGAUGGGGAUAAAGCUGGCACCACUCUGCUCUUUUCAGGUGUGUUUUUGGGACUGGUGGGGAUCACUUUCACUGUGAUGGGAUGGAUAAAAUAUGAUGGCAUUACUCACCUGGAGUGGACUCAGUUACUAGGGCCUAUUCUGCUGUCUGUCGGGGUAACUUUUAUUCUGAUUGCUGUUUGUAAAUUUAACAUGCUUACGUGCAAGCCCUGUAAAGAAAGAGAGGAAAAUACAUCGGAACUUGACCAGACUGCAAGCAGACAGUCCUUUGUCUUCACCGGCAUUAACCAGCCUAUAACUUUCCAUGGUGCCACAGUGGUACAGUACAUCCCUCCACCGUACCCAUCCCAGGAGGGCACUGCUGUGACUCCCGGCUACCUUCACCCAGUGCUCAGCUGCUGCGGGGCUGUUCCCCCCAGCACCUCACCGAUUCUCACCACAAGGUCUCCUCACUUAUGCCCUGCCUACGCCCUGGAUAACCUGGCUUUUAUUGAAGACGAGAACUACACUACUUAUCCUGCAGAGAAUUCCAGGAAUCAGAGGUCAGAAGACAGUUCUGAUGAACCAGAAGGACUGCUGGAAGACUAUGCCCAUAAUAACUUGUCUCCUCCACGCUAUGAGGAAAUAUACCCUCUGUCUUCAUAGAGACAACAAUCUUAAGAGAUGCCAGCAAGAAUCCCAAAAAAUCUUUUCUUUAAACACUUGUGUGAUAAGACAGUAUGAGCAAGAUCUUGGUAUUUAUAUACAAUUCAGUGUCACUGAAGAUAUUUAAUUGAUCCCUUCCUUUUUCUCUGUUAAAAUUUGUUAGCCCUUUACAAUGCAGCUUAAUAGCAGAGCUAUUAAUUAUUUAACAGCAAAACUAUUAAUAGCAAAGCUAUUGAACUCAAUUAUCUUAAUCCAUAUUAGGAUUCCCCAACAAGAAACUUGAUUUUCAGACUUGCUGGAAACAGUGUGAACUCUGAAUGCACAAAAUGUUUGUGGAAGGUCAUGAUUGCUCCUGGACAUUCAGCAUCUUUAGAAAAUCCUUGAUUUUUUCUUGAUGUAUUUUCCUUCUUGAUUGCUUGGGAAACUUCAAAAGUACUCAAGUGUCUGAUUCAUGAAAGUGUAUUUUAUGUCUUAAUUUUGUCUGAUUCUUUAGAAGAGCUCACUCAUUAAUAAGCCUAGUCUACAGAUGAGAUUUCCUCAGCUUGCUUUUUCUGGAGAACUCAAUACUGUUGCACAACCCAGUCCUGUAGGCAUUUUUUGGAGCAUCCUGCUUGAACCACAGCAUCUCAGAACAGAGAAAACAAAUUGUGACUUCUGCCUACUUGUACAUAGCAUCAAAUUCAGUUCCCUUCCCUGCCUGGUGGGAGGCAAAGCACGGUUUCCCACCAAGAGUCCUAAUAACUGAGGUUAAGUCACUAAAGAAAAAGGCAUUUUUCUGAAGCCUUGACAGAGGUGUGUGAUCCUACCACUGUGAAGGACUUCAGCAAUCACAGCUGCUGCACCCCUGCUCUGUAGGAGGGCUGUGGUGAAACACCUCUGCUGUUCUCUUCCUAUUUGAAUGUGGGUCUUAGGCACACAACCCAGGCUGCAGGUUGUCCCCAGAGUAUCUAGACGAUUGUGGGCUGUAGUAAACUUUCUUGCUCCAGUUCAGCUUGGUUCCAUGCACUGAAUCCACAACAAUUUGAGAUUAGCCCAUUUGAUUAGAGAAUGGUGUUGCUGAGCACCAGAACUGUGGGUUUGAUCCCUGUAUGGGGCAUUCACUUAAGAUUUGGUCUUCAUGACCCUUGUGAGUCCCUUCCAAUUAACAAUAUUCUGUGAUUCUGUGAAAUGUAUUUACAGCUAUAUUUAACAAAAGAUUAAGUGUAUUAGCUCUGAAAUUUUGUAGUCCAGAAGGAAGAUCCAAAAACCUUUGCUUAGGAGGUUUUUCAACCCCAGAGCAAUGGCAAUCCUGUGAGUCCCUACAUUUUUAUUUUGUUUUUCCACAUAUAUUUCAGAUUUUGCUUCUGAAUGUGCGCCAGAGCUGGACAAGCCAUUAUUUUUCUAUGAUAUGAUGAUCCCAUUAGGUUUGCUUAUCUCCUUCAGAGGGUUCAAACCAAAAGCUGAUCUCAGCUCUUACCUGCUGGAGUGGGCACCACACAAGAUGCCCUGGAGGGCAAUGGUCCCUGUCUGAAGUAACC